ACCGAAAAUGUACACGUGACAAAGAUCUUCACGGCUUCACCUCGCACAUAUUCCACAUCGACAGUGGACACUAGGAUCACACCCAGACACUUUUCUCAUGCCCAAAACUGCAACGGGAAGUGGGUAUUAUGCCGAAAUCAUGGAUGUAAUGGGAGUAGACGAGGAACGAGAAGUUGAUGAACUAUUGGAAGAUAGGACGGAAACAGUCACGGAUAACCCGGAGCUGAUGGCAAAACUUCACGAGGUCUGGCAAACGAUAUGGCCGCUUCAUGUCAUCGUGGAAUGGGUUGAAAGACAGCCUGCGUGUGCAGCGUGUGUGUCACAAUCACGCGAGUGCUACCCUUCAUCGCGGCAGGGUUCGUUGCGUUGUAUGCCAUGUGCACGUUCAAGGGCCAAACCAUGUCCACGAAAACGCCAAUUUCAGAUUGAAAAGUCGGCUGAAGUGCUUCAGCUGACGGUUGAACAGGUCGAGGGGCUCGUGCAGCAGGCGGACGCCUCUCCUUCAAAACUCCCAGUUUCCGGAAAGCUAUGGAGGAGUACCACCGAAAAAAACCUUCGUCGUAUAGCACGCAAGUCCACACCUAGACGUGCGCGAGCCAAGAAUAAUCAAGAACCAGGUCCCUCGCAAAUCAUUUCUGCCCCUGCCCCAAACCUCGAACCUCGUUCCCCGGCCCACCCUCCUACCGUUCAAAAUCCACCGCAACUACCCCAAAACGCUCCUACCGGCUUGACGAUCAAACUCCCACCUUUUGCCAGCCGAGGUGCAUACGAAAAAAGAACCCAUCUGGUGGAGUCCGAUCUAACACCUGAAACUCCUAUUCACCAUUCGCCUGUCAUUCCCCAAGGCUCUCAUGUCACCAUACAGGAUGUAUUACCUAACGAACAGACGCCCAGUAUUCUAUGGUCACCACCCGCCUCCGUAGCAGAGCGUCUGCCAUCACUUGAUGUGAAUGACCCACCCGUCAGAGAGGUUCAGCCUCAACCACCGGUGCCUCCAGAUGUUAAUCCUGUACCCACAGUCAUUACACUUGCUGGAAUCGAUGCUGGAAUCGAAGAGGAAUUCGAUGAGAUUCCAGUUGUUUUCGCAAGCGAAUUGGAUCACGCUGAAGAGGAGAUUGCACAACUUAAGUCCGCCUUGGAAGCACAGGAGAAGGAGGUCGCAAGGCUCCAACGUAACCUCAAACGACGAGACGAACAACUCGAGGACAUCCGCGAAGAACUUGACGAAGUUAUCCAUCUCCCUACUCCUCGCGCAACGCCAGCCUCAGAACAUGAAAAUAGUAUGCGAAAGUACACCGCUUGUCAGUAUGUCGCACGGACUCUGAGAGCCCUGCGCGUAGAUGCUGAGACGGAGGAGGAACGAGAGGCUCUGUUAUUAAAGGCAGAGCGCCAUAUUGGCAGGCUUGCUAAUGUGGAGAUGGAUGGUAUAUGGGAUCUCAAGGCCGAUGCAGACGCGCUCUUCAUGGGUCUUGUCAAUGGGUCUUCUGCGAGAGCUGCGAGGCACGCGCAAAGAGGAGCGACCAAUCCUAGUUCAGCCAAGAUUUCUGGGUCUGCAUCUACGAUUCCCCAGCAACGCCCGCCUAAACGGAGACGACAAGACUCGGAUUAGCUAUGAUAUUGCUAAUAUCAGUGCAAGAUCAAUCGUCCAGACCAUGUUUUGACGCGUGUACGAUGUUGUACGAUUGUCCACGCAUAAUUUACGCAUGUAAUAGCAGAUAUUUAGCUCGAGUGUUGUACGAAAGUGUUGUUCAGGUAGUUUGCUACGGUGGAGGUGUAUUGUUGCGUUACUGAUCUACGAACGAUCGAUAGUUGUAACUUGGAACGUUGACGUUGACGUUGAUCAUAUUUCAGAGCAAUUAG
This is a messenger RNA of Suillus subaureus, 1860 nucleotides long. RefSeq lists its product as uncharacterized. Lineage: Eukaryota; Fungi; Basidiomycota; Agaricomycetes; Boletales; Suillaceae. The transcript has 2 exons. The record is from RefSeq and is a predicted model, not a curated record. The coding region runs from base 98 to 1609 and encodes 503 amino acids.